This is a messenger RNA of Phaedon cochleariae (mustard beetle), 5334 nucleotides long. NCBI's taxonomy places the organism in Eukaryota, Metazoa, Arthropoda, Insecta, Coleoptera, Chrysomelidae. The record is from the annotation of a GenBank genome assembly.
GAGUUUUCUUUAGCCAUCUUUGAUGAAUGUUGAUGAAAUUUUGUGCGUCAUAAAAUCAUUAAUUUUUUUAUUUUAGUGAAGUUUCUAGAAGCACUGAUCUUUCUGUUCAUGUUGUAGAGUUUCGGUGACGAUCAGAAUAGUUUCUAGAGGUAAAAUAAACUUGAUACGAUGAUUGAACUCACAGUGAAAACGUUAGAUUCGCAAAAUCAUCAAUUCUCUGUAGAAGAUGAUAUAACAGUAGAACAGUUCAAAACCAAAAUUGCUGAAACUGUUAAUGUACCUGCAGACACUCAGCGUAUUAUUUAUUGUGGAAGAGUUCUACAAGAUAGUUCCAAGCUUGCUGACUAUGAUGUUCAUGGUAAGGUUGUACACUUGGUUCAAAGGCCACCCCCUGGUAGCAACCCUAGGCCUAAUAAUAGAUCUUCCCCUCAACCACAAAGAAGAGCAUUCAGGGGAUUCCGUGGUUUGGAACAGGGUAAUGCUAUGUAUUUGGGAUCCAUGGCAUUUCCAGGUAAUCUGAUGGAAUCACAGGGAAUUGUCACCCCUCCACCAACUCACAGUUUGUCAGGUAGUCGCCUAAAUGUAGCAAAAAGGAUGUUAAGACGUGCAGAGACUGCAAUACAACUCCUAGAAAAUCCAUCUGCUAGGACCCCUGAACAAGCUAAUCCUGAGGAGAACCAAGAUGAAGAGGAAGUUACACCAGUUAUUGAAGCCAGAGUCAUAGUUCCUAAUAAUGUUGAACCAAUUGAUCAAGUUCUUAAUGCUGUUCAAGAUACUUUGUUGAAUGCAUCAGCCAAUACUGUACCAGUGGCCUUAGCUGGGCAGGGUAGUGGGCCUUCUCAGAGUGCUACAACAAGUGCACCUAGAUCUCCUAACCAGUCAGAGACUUCAACUCCAGGAGGUGUUACACCUAGAUCUUCAUCUUCAGAAAACUUGAACUCUGAAACCAGAUCCGAAAAUCCAAAUCCUCUACCAGAAAAUGCUUCGAGGACGUCAGAAAUGGCUGCCUUAUUGACAAUGUUGGGACAGUUGCAAUCUAGAUUUGCACCUUUCCUUGAACAGUAUCAGAAUUUCAUGAGGGAUGACCCUGAAGUUCCAGCCGAGAACCAACGACAGACGCAGACCAUGCUGAAUAGAGUAUCUGAAGUCCUGCACUUCCUGGGCCACGCCUAUCACUCUCUGAGUGACAUCAUAAUACGAGUUAGAACUCCUCCUCCUAGACCUCUUUUAUGCCGUCCAAUUCUUAUCCAACACUCGGCAGUAGUCCAAACUGGGAUACCCAUCCAAGUAGAGGCCCAGAUCAACCUGUCGGCGGACCGGCCAGCAGCGCCGACCAACGGCCAACCUGCCGCAGCAGACACCGCCACCGGCGCCACCACCAACCCGUCGGCCGCCCCGAACACCGCCCCCAACGGCGGUGUCGGCGGCCCCACCAUAUCCGUGCAGCCGGGCUUCAUCGGCCUGCCCUCCCUGCCGGCAGGCGCUUCGAUGCGCGUGCUCUCGUUCCCCGUCGAGGUUAGGGCGAUGCGGUCGGGCGGGGCUGCGGCCGCCCCGAGAGCGCAGAACAACAACAAUAACUCGGUGAAUAACGCUGGUCAGAACGGCACCGCUGCCCCUCAGGCGGCCCCGACCGCUGCCCCGCCGAAUGCGGGGGCCGCCCCACCCGCGCCGCCGCCGCCCUCAGCCGCCCCUCAGGGUGCGCCCCCCGGCGCCGCCUUCAACUUCAACAAUCCCAACGUCGAGUUCUUCAUGGAGGUCACGCCCGAAGGUAUUACAAUUGAUUCUUUGGAGACUACGCUUGUCGGUUCGAAUCAGGCGAACGAUUUGUUGAGAGGCGCUCUGAACGGGCCGCCGCCCGAGUUCCUGCAAUCCCUGAUGCAGAUGGCCGGCCAGCUGAUCAACCGCAACAUGGCCGCCCAACCGGCGAACGGCGCCGCCCCCGCCAGCUCCGCCGAAACUGCCGGAGGGGCGGCGCAGUCGCAGAACGCGGCAUCGGCAGCAGGCCCGCCCGGGCAGACCUCCACGGCGCGGGGCAACACGCAGACGCACCCCACCACGGCGACCCACACCAGGGUCACGCCACGCCCUCACGUCCAUCUCGCUCAGCAGGCCAUGCAAGGUGGUUUUGACCCGUUCCUACCUUGCAACUCGCACCACAUCUCGAGACGCAGAACCGCCCAUCACUUCCACCCCGCUAACGCUACCGCCGCCGCCACCGCCGCCCCCGCCAAUUCCGCUCCCGGCGAGAGCCAACCGGGGGCGGCGGCUGCGACCGCGCCAGACACCGCCGCCAUCUUCAACUCGCUCAGUUUCAUCAGCAGCGUCCUGCGGGCGGACGGUGCAGGAAGGGGCGGCGAAUCGAGGGGGCAGUCGGCCGCGGGCGGAUCGCAGGAGGCCGCUCCGAGCGGCGGGGACGGAGCGGGAGCGGCGCCGGAUUUGCCGCCGUUCGCCUCUCUGUUCGCCGGCCUGCAGGGGGUUGGGAAUCUACCGGAUCUAAUACGUCAAGGUCCAACACUUGAUCAGCUUCUACAAGAUGACCAUUAUGUGCCAGGCGGAAGCAUUAUUACCGAUCUAAUAAUGCUUUUCAGUAGAAAUCUCACCUUUGUGGACCUGUUCACGCUGAAUAGCGGAAAUCUCGAGCCCAUCAACAGAAACAUAGACGAACUUCAGAGUUUCUCCAGAACCAGGAUAUGUGACGGAGACACUACGCCUGCUGGUAUAGAUAGAGGCGUGGAUAGACUGAUUACCGAAAUGCAACCUUUCUUGGAGAGUUUCCGAACAUUGGCUGUGCAAGGUGAUAUAGAUAUGGUGAGAUCUGCAGAGCAGUUGUUCAGGCAAAGGUUACCGAACAUCAUCAACAUCGCCAUCAAUCUAAACGCCAACAACGUGAGGUUGCUGCUUAACCAGUGUCUAACGACAUCUAAGCAACUAUUGGCAUUGAUCCUCAUGGCCAGUUCAGAAGGUCAACAGGGUGUCGAACAAAUUGUAACGCAAGUCAUGAAUCGAUUUAUGCAAGAUAUUCCUCAAGAUAUACAAAAUUGGACGCUGAUGACGAGUCGGGUCCAUUUGAGAAGAAUUCUAGCCAAUCUGAGCAUUCCCGACAGUAUAUUGCAACCGUAUAUUGUCCAUCAGUCUGAUCCGAUUGAGCCAACAGAUGAUGAAAGCCGGCCCAUUGUACCUAGCAGUACUAUCACUCCUAGUGCUCCUUCUCAAGAGACCAUGGAAGUGGAUGAUCAAGUAUCAGAAAUUGAACUACAGGCUCCAGUGUCAGAAGAACCUUUACCAAAUGUUGUGUUGGGGUCUGAGCCUUGGCACGGGCAAGUUCCAGAGGACUGGGUACCGAUUAUCACGAGAGAUGCCCAACGACAAAGGAGACAGAAUUCGCAAGGACCCUUCAGUGAUGCCUAUCUAUCCGGGAUGCCUAGUAAAAGGAGAAAAAUUGUCAACAGUUCCAAACCUCAGGGCAGUCUUCCACAAGUUAUCACAGAUGGCGUGCGACAAGCAGUAAGUACGACUGGUCUGACGUCCGUGUCUCCUUUGGAAACGGUGGCCCAAGCCGCUGGAAAUUCGCCCGAAAUACAGACCGCCUACAGAAAUCUGCUCCGAUCCACGGUGCAAGCCAGUUUGAGAGAAAACGAAGAAUUCUUGCCGGAACGAUACCCUAACAUUCAAAAUUAUUUUAAUAAUGGUAAGCAAUGAAAAUUUUCCGACGUCAGGUUUUCUUGUUAGGGAACGUCAAAAGUUUUCACGUGAUAAUUGACAAACUCAUGUUCAUGGAAUAACUUUAUAUAUUCGAUUUAGAAAACCAAUAAAUUAUGGUGCAUUUCUUCAAACACUAUAUUCUUUAUAAUAGAAUAUCAGAAUAUCGGCGCCCCAGAAGAAUAUCCACAUUUGCAAUUUAUAAUAUCUCCUUCAAUUUGACAUAAAAGUUGUGGGAUUUUCUUGGUUAAAUGAAAAAUUCUGUGAUUUUUUUGUCACAUUUUCUUGUGACGCCUAUUUACUAGCGCCUACAGACACCAUUUUACUCUUACGAAAAUGUCCGAAGCCACCAGAUCGUUUAGCACGUUAUGUAUACUGAAUGCUCGUGCAUAUUUGGCGUAGUUCAUUUGAUUUUUGACUACCAAGAACCAUUUUCCCUCAGUGCUGCACAACUCCCCAAAAAAUAAAGAACUUGUCAAAAAGUAUUACCAGAAAGACAAAAGCACACGCACUUACCGGCAAAAAAAAAUUCGGCCACCAAAAAAAGUCAUCAAAUGGGUCGCCCUGUAACCUUCAUAAUUUUUGUCUGAUUUAUGUUUCAAAAUGUUAACCUGAAUUGAAGUUACCAAAAAAACUGAUGGCUUGAUCAUUUUACAGGAAAUAUAAAAGUAACCAUUUCAUGCCCAAUUUCUUAACGCCCUGUGGAAAAAGUGAGUGGAUAGACCUAGUUUCUAUUUUUUUUUAUUAAACUGUUUAAUUGAAGAUUGGUCUGUUGUUUCAUCUACAAUUAUGGAAAAGAAACAGCCUGGUUCUGCUAUUUUAUUGUAAAACUCUUCUUUUAUCACUUUACCUAAGCUAUUUUUUCAGAAUGUGCGUUGCCUUAGUUCUUCUUGAAGAUAUUUGUUUAGCUAUUUCAGAGUCUGAAAAUAAGUCCCCACAAAGAGGGCUCAACAAAUCCAUUAGGGGAAAUGGCAAAUUUUUUACAGCUACUAAACCAGACAGCUUGAUUUCUGCCCUUCUGAUUUUGACAUCUAAUGGAUGAUUAAAUAAACUUGGAUUGUUUUUAGUUUUUUCAACUUGUCUGGCAUGGAAUUUGUGCUUGAUGAAGUAAAAUGCCUCUGGAUAUCACUUCUAUGUGCAAUUAUGUCACACUGACACAAUUUACAGUAUGCCAUUUCAUUCCCAUUUUUAUAUUUUAGAGACUUUUCAAUCCAAGUUUUGAAUUCGGGUAUCUCGGUCCAACUACUGAAUUUAUUUGGUUUUCUUUUAUUAUCUUCACUGGUAUUUUUCUGAAAUACAUUGAGCAAUUAGUACCUAAUCAAAUGCCAAUUAAUUCCAGUCUAAAUUUCGUUUAGGUACCUUUAUUAUGACUGAUGAGUUUGAAAUUUCAACAGCAGAUGUAACCUGAAAAUAAAGUCUAUACUCAUCCGUACAAAAUACUCCUAUUAUUAUUACAGUUUGUUUUGAUUUUUCCAACUAUCUAUCCAUCACAUCGAAGGUAUAAACAUUACAUUGCAUCUCAUAUAAAUAUAAAUAUAAUCAUUAACAUUUACAAUGGAAUAACAUGAAUAAUCAGACAGAUUCAUAUCUGGUAUGAGAUUAUUCAUGCGUUAUCAAAUUAAAUUAUAGUUAUUG